This is a messenger RNA of Rhipicephalus microplus (southern cattle tick), 15497 nucleotides long. It is a transcript of the gene Ca-alpha1T, whose product is annotated as Ca[2+]-channel protein alpha[[1]] subunit T. Gene Ontology annotation, molecular function: low voltage-gated calcium channel activity; voltage-gated sodium channel activity. The record is from RefSeq and is a predicted model, not a curated record. Gene Ontology annotation, biological process: membrane depolarization during action potential; calcium ion transmembrane transport; calcium ion import. Gene Ontology annotation, cellular component: voltage-gated sodium channel complex; neuron projection; plasma membrane. Lineage: Eukaryota; Metazoa; Arthropoda; Arachnida; Ixodida; Ixodidae.
CCGAUCACGUGGUUCGAGCGGGUGAGCAUGCUGGUCAUCCUGCUGAACUGCGUCACGCUCGGCAUGUACCAGCCGUGCGCGGACGACGGCUGCGUCUCGGCCCGAUGCCGCCUGUUGCAGGUGUUCGACGACCUCAUAUUCGCCUUCUUCGCCAUCGAGAUGACCAUCAAGGUGCUCGCCAUGGGACUGCUAGGACGCAGCGCGUACCUGGCCGAGGCGUGGAACCGCCUCGACUUCUUCAUCGUCAUCGCCGGGGCCCUGGAGUACGUUCUGGACGUGGGCAACAUCAACCUGUCGGCGAUCCGCACCAUUCGCGUGCUGCGUCCCCUGCGGGCCAUCAAUCGCAUCCCGAGCAUGCGCAUCCUGGUGAUGCUGCUGCUAGACACGCUGCCCAUGUUGGGCAAUGUGCUGCUGCUCUGCUUCUUCGUCUUCUUCAUCUUCGGCAUCGUCGGCGUCCAGCUGUGGGCCGGCCUGCUGCGACAGCGCUGCUACCUCGUACUGCCCGACGACAACAUCUCGAUACCAAGUCCGAUAUCAUCGUACUACCAGGGUCUGGACGCCGAGAAGGACUUCAUCUGCAGCACGGAAAAGGACAACGGGAUGCACCGAUGCAACGGACUGCCCCCGCUUGUCCUGCCCUCGGGUCUGAUCUGCAACGCGUCGGCGCAGCCGCACAGCGCCAACGCGCCCACCAACGUGUCCUGCGUCAACUGGAACCAGUACUACACGAAUUGCACGGCGGGGGACAAGAACCCCUUCCAGGGGUCCAUCUCCUUCGACAAUAUCGGCCUAGCCUGGGUCGCCAUAUUCUUGGUGAUCAGCCUGGAGGGCUGGUCCGACAUCAUGUACUAUGUACAGGACGCACAUUCCUUCUGGGACUGGAUCUACUUUGUGCUGCUCAUUGUGAUCGGAUCCUUUUUCAUGAUCAACCUGUGCCUGGUCGUCAUCGCGACCCAGUUCUCGGAGACCAAGAAACGCGAGAUGGAGCGCAUGCGCCUGGAGCGUGCCCGCUACCACUCGAGCUCGACGCUGGCAUCGACGUCCGUCUCCGACUCCGGCUGCUACACGCAGAUCAUCAAGUACCUCACGCACCUCGGACGGAGGGCCAAGCGGAGGUUUCUGCGGUGGUACAGGAGGCGGAAGCGUCGCCGGGCACUUCCACGCAGCCACCCAGAAGCGCAGCUUGCGGGACCGGAAAUGGCCAUUUCUCCGGUAUCUGCCACGGGCGUUCACCACUCCCGCUCGUCCCGAUACCACCCGGACGACGGGUGUCCCCUGGACGAAUGCCACAGUCACUGCUCCUCUGAGUCGGGGUCUUCCUGCUCCUCGUCGCCAACACCAUCGGCGGCGGCGCUGCCCGCGCUGUUCGAAGAGACAUGCGACGAGGCGGCCGCGACCGAGUGCUGCCACAUGCUGGCCCUGCCACCGCACGCCAGUCCCGAAGUCUCGGACGUAGACUUGGCCGCGUCGCCCAGGAGGCCUUCCUGCCUCAGGGUCAACGCCGGCAGCUCAAACAACAACGCACCAGGUGUCCUGGACCCGCCUGCAGUGACGAUCGAGCACACUGGCUCCACCAGGACUUGCUCUGGGAAGAGUGUUUCUCUGCAAGCGCCCAUGACUCCCGAAGGCAGCAGCGAGCUGCGACCACUCGGGUCGGUGGCCAGCGGUUCUUCGUCGUCUCACCACCUGCCAACGACGACGGCCACCGGCGGCGGCGGCGCGACGUUGACGUGCGCUGAGCUGCUUGCCUUCAGCGGCGCCCAGAGCGCCGCGCUGGCCGCCAGCUUCGCCAGCAACUUUGCUAUGCACCGGUUCUACUCUACGCUCAGUAAAGGUACGAAGCAUUACUCAGCACCGCAGCUGACGUUCCACUCACACGGGGCAUCGCGGCACCGGUGCGCCAACGGCUCUCCGUCCCCGUCAUCCACCUCGUCGGCCUCCUCCUCGUCGGCGUGCUCUCGGCACCAUCGCCAUCGGCACCACCCGCACGACGACGAGCGCGCGUCGUACUCGUCCUCCAGCGGCACGGAGGACGAGGAAGACUCGUGGUACUCGGAGUACGAGGACGAGCUCUCCGGCGGCAGCGGGGGUACCCGGGUCCGCUACCGGGGUCCCUGCUGUCGCUUCUGGAAGGCGCGUCAGGCCCAGCUGAGGCGACUGGUGGGACACCAGUACUUCCAGAGGGGCAUCCUCACGGCCAUACUGGUCAACACGCUGAGCAUGGGAAUCGAGUACCAUGACCAGCCGCAAGAAUUGACCCUGGCUGUGGAAAUCAGCAACCUCAUCUUCACGGGCAUUUUUGGCCUGGAAAUGUUGCUCAAAAUUUUAGCUGAGGGAUUCCUCUCUUACAUCAGCAGUGGGUUUAACCUCUUCGAUGGUGUCAUUGUCAUCCUUAGCAUAGUGGAGCUCUGCCAGAGCAGUGGAAGUGGUCUCUCGGUGCUGCGGACGUUUCGACUUUUGCGAAUCCUUAAGCUUGUCCGGUUUAUGCCGGCGCUGCGACGACAACUCUUCAUCAUGCUGCGGACAAUGGACAACGUAGCCGUGUUCUUCGCUCUUCUGAUAUUGUUUAUUUUCAUCUUUAGCGUUCUGGGCAUGAACCUUUUCGGCUGCAAAUUCUGUGUCAAGGAACCUGACGGGACCGUGCAGUGCGAUCGCAAGAACUUUGACUCCCUCCUCUGGGCACUAGUUACCGUUUUCCAGAUCCUGACUCAGGAGGACUGGAACGUUGUGCUGUUCAACGGCAUGGAGAAGACCUCUCCUUGGGCUGCCCUGUACUUUGUGGCGCUCAUGACGUUCGGGAACUAUGUCCUAUUCAAUCUUCUCGUUGCUAUCCUCGUCGAAGGAUUCUCUGCCGAGGGUGACCGCAAGAAGAGCACGGAGGCUUUGAAGGACACUGCUGACACAGAGGCAGACGGUGAUAAAAAGUGCGCCUCACAGGACGCUGAAGAUGACCCAAAGGACAACAUCAUGAAGGAGACGCGGAUGUUGUCCCAGCCGGCAGCAUGUGGUUGCAAGGCAGACGGAAAUGACGAACCGGGACCUUUGCCAUGUGUGCCACCCAUCAUCACAAGAACGGCAGCCACUCCCCAGGGAUCCCCCAGUGCAACCCUGGAGAUGCCCUUGCGGGAGUUCGGCAACCGCCUGUCACCACUUACUGCAUUAUAUGUUCCGCCAUCAUCGUCAUCUUACUCAUCUGAAACAUCUGGACGAAUCACGCCCUCAGCGACGCCGAGACUCUCCCGCUCCCCGAGCAACCGCAGCUCAUCUAGCGGCGCGGCCGCUACGGGGGGCGGGGCAGCUCUGUUGCCCGUGCCCCGACCAGCCAGCGCCUUCAUCCGCAACGACGUACCGAGUCCGAGCAAUGGGCGACGUCGGAGGCGUAGUUGCGUCAGCCCAGCCCCAGCCCUUGCACGCAGGGGAAGCGGGUCAGCGAACGGUCGGCGUCGGUCCUCGGCCGACUCCGACACGGACUCUCUCCUGGACGCCGAGCUGACCAGUUCCCAGGACUCCUCCUGCCUGCUGGUGGUCUCGCCACCGCUCAACAAUGUGAUCGUCGGUCAGAACGGUGGCGGAAGCGCAUCGGCCUCUGACCACAGUCACUGCAAUGGGGGUGUGCUUCCGGGUCUCAACAACGGCGCGAAUGGAGCCUCCGUCAACAGCAACAACAACCACAACAACAGCAACAACCACCACCACCACGGCAACAACAGUGCCCACCGGCCAACUAGUUUACCCAAGCGUCCCAAUGUGCUCGCCAAGCAGAACAACAUGGCAGCUGCCGGGUGCACGAGCGCCUCGCCUCGGAACCACGAGCCCGUUGACGAGCGAGCAGAGGCGGCAGCUUAUCUGGCCCAGUCGCCCACAGUCAUCACUAGUGACUCCGGUGGGCGACCAACGUACAUGCCGCUUAGUCGGCAGAACUCCAUACAAAGCCAACACGGAGGAGGAGGCGGUGCCAGUGUCCUGGCGAGUCGACACAACUCACUAAGUGGCUCGGGAAUCUCCUAUGCCGAGACGAGGCACAACUCGCUCCUCGUCAAACCCAGUGGCAAGAAGAUCAGCACCGAAGGUGGCGCUGUGCUUCACGUCAAAGUGGACAACACUGCCGCAGCUGCGGCAACUCUGGUUUAUGGCGAGCGUGUCGUGAACGUGCCUAAGCUUUGCUGGUAUUUCGAACCGCAGUGGUGGAGGUGGUGCUUCGAAAAUCGUCAGGAUUAUGCACUGUUUUUAUUCCCACCAGACAGCAAAGUGCGCAUGUACUGCAAUCGGCUGACAGACGGCCGCUGGUUCGACUACACAGUUCUGGCGUUCAUCGCACUGAACUGCAUCACGCUAGCCAUGGAGCGGCCAAACAUUCCCCCGCGUAGCCUUGAGCGGGAACUGCUCAUAGCUGCAAACUACACCUUCACGGUGGUAUUUGCAUUCGAGAUGCUCGUCAAGGUGAUUGCCAAGGGCCUCUGGUACGGGGACAAGGCGUACUUCAAGAGCGGCUGGAACAAGAUGGACGGAGUGCUGGUCACCAUCUCCCUCGUCGACUUCCUCCUUACCUUCGUUGCCGACGGAAGCCCCCGCAUAUUUGGCAUCCUUCGCGUCUUUAGGCUGCUCCGAUCACUCAGACCCCUCAGGGUUAUCAAUCGUGCACCUGGACUCAAGCUGGUGGUCCAGACCCUCAUGUCCUCCCUGAGGCCUAUCGGAAACAUUGUCCUAAUCUGCUGCACUUUCUUCAUCAUCUUUGGAAUCCUUGGAGUCCAGCUGUUCAAGGGCUCUUUUUACUUCUGCGAAGGGCCAGACGUGAAAGGCGUGCGCACGAAAGAAGACUGCCUGGAGAGGGGUAUGGCGUGGACAAACAGAAAAUACAACUUUGAUCAUCUAGGCCAGGCGCUGAUGGCCUUGUUUGUCCUGUCCUCAAAAGACGGUUGGGUAAACAUCAUGUACUCAGGACUGGACGCCGUCGGAGAAGGCAUACAGCCCGUCGAGAACUACAACGAGUGGCGGCUGCUGUACUUCAUCUCGUUCCUUCUCCUGGUGGCCUUCUUCGUGCUGAACAUGUUUGUGGGCGUUGUGGUGGAGAACUUCCACCGUUGCCGUGAAGAGCAAGAGCGCGAGGAGCGGGCCCUGCGCGCCGCAAAGAGGGCUCGCAAGCUGGAGAAGAAGCGGCGUCGCAUGCGCGAGACGCCCUACUAUGCGGGCUAUUCCCGCCCGCGCCUAUUCACCCACAAUAUCGUCACCAGCAAGUACUUUGACCUCGCCAUCGCUGCCGUCAUUGGACUUAAUGUGGUCACCAUGGCCAUGGAGUUCUACCGCAUGCCCCUGGAAUUGGAGUAUGCCUUGAAGAUCUUCAACUAUUUUUUCACCGCCGUUUUCCUACUGGAACUUUCUAUGAAAGUGGUUGCACUUGGCAUCCCUCGAUACCUCGCUGACAAAUGGAACCAACUGGACAUUUUGAUCGUCAUCCUGUCCAUCAUGGGGAUUGUCUUGGAGGAGAUGAAGUCGGACCUGAUUCCUAUAAACCCAACCAUAAUACGUGUCAUGCGUGUACUUCGCAUCGCCCGAGUGCUGAAACUAUUGAAGAUGGCCAAGGGAAUCCGUGCUUUGCUGGAUACCGUGAUGCAAGCGCUUCCGCAGGUCGGAAACCUCGGCCUGCUCUUCUUCCUUCUUUUCUUCAUCUUCGCUGCACUUGGCGUCGAGCUCUUUGGCAGGCUCGAGUGCGACGAAAGCCACCCAUGUCAAGGCCUCGGAGAGCAUGCACAUUUCCACAACUUUGGAAUGGCCUUCCUCACCUUGUUCAGAGUCGCUACAGGAGACAACUGGAACGGCAUCAUGAAGGAUACGUUACGCGACGAGUGUGACUCGAGGAGUGACUGCGUCCGCAACUGCUGCGUGUCGGCGGUGAUUGCACCACUGUACUUCGUGGUGUUUGUGUUGAUGGCACAGUUUGUGCUGGUCAACGUGGUGGUGGCGGUGCUUAUGAAGCACCUGGAAGAGUCGCACAAGCAGGCCGACGACGAGCUGGACAUGGAAGCUGAACUCCAAGAGGAGAUGGAACAGGAGGAGAGGCAACUGCUUGAGGCCAAGAACAAGCUGGCAAUGGAGGCAAAGUUAGAGCUCCACAGGCCCAUUGUGAAGAUGUCAUCAUUGCCAGCCAAUUUCACAUUUUAUUUCCAGUGUGAUGAUGCUGGCGGCGAGUCCACGUCAUCAACGCUACCGGUAAUCAACAUCUGCAUUCCAGACCAACCGGACGUCAUGUCCAGAGAAAAGAGCUUCUCAUCGUCAUCAUCCUCGGGAGUCGGACCUGAAGACAUCGAUGUCAUCAACGUUGAGCUUGCCUGUGUUGAAACAACGGCUCCUCCACCCGACAUCAACCUUCGACGCGCAUCACCCGACAACGGAUCGACCGACAAAGUGGCCGUAGCAGACUUACGCUCGUGCGCCCUCAAAUCUGAAAACCUGCAAAUGACCACGUCGACUGACGAAAAAGAUCCCCGCGAGGAGUCCGUGGAGCCGGGGUCAGGCGACUCUUUUGACUCCGAACAGUCCGGCGAGCCUCCGCAGGCGUCCACGUUCACCAGCGGAAGCACAUCCCCGUCCGAUGAAGAGUCGGAAACAACGAGCACAUCCACGUCAAAGCUUCGCUACCUGCUCCCGAAUUACCCCGAACUGAGCAAGGCUGUCGACCCCGAUUCAAGCGAGUCGACAUCCUGGACGUUUUCGGCCGAGCUUCCGUCGUCGCUGCGGACGACGGUGGGUGCGGACGCGACCGAUGAUGAAAACGAAGAUGCUGACGCCAGAACGCCAACGGCUACAGCGCUCGCUGCCGGCGACACGGCGACUGUGGCGCCCGUUGUUGUUGUCGCCGAGGAGAACAAUGGCGACCUUGUUGCAAUCCAGCCCGGAAGUGACUCCGCGUCGUGACCGUGGCGUAGUCUCACCUCUUAGAGAACCAGUUGUAAUUAUAUCUCGUGCCGUGUGAAGUACCUGCUGCGCCGUCUGGUCGAGUGGCAUAGAGAAACGCCGCAGGCAGCCAUGUUUCUGCAGGAAGACACCUUCACAGCACAUUUACUGUCCCCAGCACAGUGCUCUCAGAACUCUAUUGUUUGUCAACUAUGACACUUUCUCUUCUGCGCGGGUGAAAAAAGUGCGGGGCACACCGAGUCGCGCCACAAGCUUGGCUCUGUGCUCUGUGCAAAGAAAGAAGGACCUCGAGGGAAAACUCUUGUUAAGCCGAGCUUGUGUUUCCACUACCAACAUUCUUUGUUUCCAUAGUGUUUUUGCUCCUUCGGAACCGUUUGCUGACCAAGCUACACGCAAGAGUCGUAUGAAUGAGUCAUGCGAGGUGCCUGCCACGUUAGCCUCAUUUCAAUUGCUAUUGUUUGUCUGUUUGUUCGACUGUCAUUUAUUGUGAGCCGUGGUGACACUGAUAUUACUGUCCAGCCAAUGAGUGGAAUUUUUCGUUUUCUACUGAGAUCUUUUCUUCUUUCUGUACUGUCGUAGUCACAAUUGCAGCUGCGCUAGUUUCAUGCCCAUGAGUGACUUUUUGUUUGUUUUUUUCGCAGCCACCUCACCCGUGUCAAAAUGCAUUUGUCCGAAGGCCCAACUGUUCCAGCAGUUUUUCAUACAAAGAAAUGCCAGAGGCGUGACAUUUUCAUUCACUCCAUCUUUAACUGGCCGACAACUCAUUUGCGCAGCAUUCGUGCGGGGUAGACAGUUUGCCGGAAACGAAGCUUUUUGUUGUAGCUUAUGUCGCACCGGACUUAACCAUUUACGUUGUCGACCCUUGCUGCACCACUCAGCUGCACGUCUUAGAAACUGUUCUACAAGCUCGUACGUGUUUCGUCUGCUCAACUACGAACGCUAAAUAACUAGUAGGCCUUCAGUCGACCUUCGUGCGGGCUCGGCAGUCUCUUCUUGCUCCUUAGAACAAAGCCUGAAGAAAUAUCCUUUGGCAUCUUGGUUUCCGACUUUUUCAGUAGAGGAAUGACAAAAUAGUGAACAGAGAUAAGACCGUAGAGCGAAUAGGAGGAAGAGAAAGCAGGUGUGCUUAGAUUUAAAACCCUGCGUGUUGAAGCUGCUUGUAUUUUUUCACAACCCGUGUUGUUAAAACCAGCCCACAUGUGCCAUGCUAAAAGUGAGUCGACUCACUUUUUUAAAAAAAAAAAGAUGUCUGUUUCUGCCAAUAUAAGGUAAGGCUAGUAGUCCCGAGAAUGGUGCUGACCUUGCCCCAUGUCACACUCACCAGCAAUCAUUUAUGUAUACAAUACAUAUAUAUAUCAUAUAUAUAUCUUUAUCGUCUUUCAGUUUUCUUUAAAAGUAGUGUGGAAUCAACUAGUAACACUUUUGUUUCUAGCAAGACGAUGAAUUAUGUCUAUUAAUCAAGGGUGUGGAAGCAUUAGGCAGUUUUCUAAAUGUUGCCAUUCGUUUGCCCCAAUAGAAAACAGUGCACAACCAAGUGGGUAGUGCGCCUGCAAGUGCGAGUGGUAGAACGUCCCGUGUACAGUAGACAAGAGUGUAUCUUGUUUCAAAUGUUCCGCUGCCACGUUUGCUUGAAACCCGCUCGGGUCCAGAAAGCUUGGGAUCGCUCGGAACCAAGCAAAUGAAUGUUGAAGAAACAACAACUUUCAUUAGCCUGAAGUUUGUUGAGAAGGAGUCGCUGCCUCAUUUGAUGUGCUUAACAGAAUAGCGGCAGCAAGCCACUGAUGUCUUUUAUGAAAGUUCGACACUUCUGUCGAGUAUUGUAGCUCUAUUGAGCAGCACAAAUCGCAGAUAGAAAACCGAAAGGCUCAGCUGACUCUAAUGAUGUUGUAUAUGGUUUUAACAUGAUGUGUAACAGUAUCCAGUCGUGCACUCAACAAUUGAUCGAAAGGCAAACACAUCUCUCUGCGAGAAAUUUCGCAGUACAUUGCCAUCCCUUCGAAUGGGCAACUCGCCCAAAGCUCAAAGAAAAGUUGGGAACUCCAGCGAAGCUUUGUGAUCAAACGUUAAGCUCUCGAUCUCGCGAUCUUGCAAAAGCCUUGCCAACUUGCACAUCUGCAGUUUUUCUUUUUCUUUCUUAAAUAGAAAUGCCUGGCUUGAGUUUGCAAGUAGGCAAUACAUUCAGCACAGAAAUUUUCUCAAGUCAUAGAGUGCUAGCUGUUGACCAUUUCGUUUAGCCAUUUCCAAAAUUAACGUUCUGUCAUGCUUUUGUCAGCUGUAAAACAAAAACAAAAAAUAAGGAGGCAACGGCGUGAGACAAUUUCACGGACGACUGUGCCAAUACCAUUCUUUUCCAGAACAGCAACUUAGUGAGUUUAGAGACGUCAAGAUGAAAAUUAGCUUUAGAAGGCCAGCCAUCGUUGCAUCUCCGUGAAACCAAGGUGCCAUUAUCUGGGUCCCUCAGUUUCUAGACUCUAUAGAGCAGCAUUUCUUUUUUUCCCCCCCAACUUUGAACCCAAGUUCGCAGUCACCACAAUAGAAAAAAAAAAAGAAUACACCGCACGCCACAUUGCAUAAUUUUACCUCACACGUACCCGCAUGCACUGCAGCUCAGAUGUCACACCGACACUUUCGUAAUCGUCACCAUGUAACCAUGCGCGCAGGCAAGUGGAGGAGACAUCCAACCACCGAGUCAAAAACGAAACUAUACGCUAGAUCGUCUCAUCAUGUACAUUAAAACACACAGAAGAGCUUUCCCCCGCCUCAUCGAAGCAAGAGGUGCAGUGGAGUCUCUAGAAGUUUGAUAUAAAAUGCUGAUGACGUUAAGAAUUCACGAAGCAAACAAGUUUUCUUUUUUUUCGUUGCUGUAAAACAAAACACUGUGAAAUCUCCCCCUUACCCCCUUCCUCUUGAAGAAAGGCUUAUAGGUGUCUCAAUAGCGAUGACGAAAGAAAAAAAAAGGGAAGCGCAUCUUCUAGUUUCAUUCGUGCCAUUGUUGUUACAAACGAGCAUUUGCCGAAAUCCCACAGUGGUGUGUCGGGUGACUCGAAACGCAGAAUAUUGUAUGCAAGCCAAGGCCACAGAGCGAAGUCGCUUUCUAAUGCGGGGACGACAGGAAUUCCCAGGAAGGAUACCAACACCCUUUUUAUAUGUGCAUGUUUAUCGCCGUUGUCACGCCCUACCCGACCUGCCAUACCCUGCUGGUUCCCAGCAAAGCACGUGUGCCGUGCACUUUAUGCGCUGUCGUCGCUUGCGUGUCGUUACCUUCCUAGAUUUGACGCUGCCACCGUCGCCUGCAGCAGCAGGUCGGUGGCGCUGCAUUUUCAUUACUUUCAUCUCGCACCGCAAAUCCUGAAAUCGCAGAUGUGUGCGUUCGGGGUUAUCAACCAGGCUUGACCCCUGCAAAGCAUUGCGAAGGAAAGCGGUUUUCCUGAACUUCCGACGCAAACGGAGCGCGCACUUCCGCUACCUCACCUUCUUUCCUCAUUGAAUACAUACAUAUAUUUUUUUUUCUUUCUUUCCAAGCAUGUGUGCGUAGGCCUGUCCUUCGAAGAGUGCUUAGCGAAUGCGUACUGUUUUAUGUGGCGUGUUCAACUUUGGUGCUUUCCGCAGCACUGUUUUGAGUCGCUGGGCGAAAACGCCAAGACAGUUUUGUGCGCUCACGCGAUUGUAGCUCGUCUCGACGCCACCCACCUUAGAGCACGCCAUAAACCAAUCGCUCACAGUCUCCGUCACUCAUUGAAAUGUGGUGCAGAAGUGCGGUUUUAGCUGCCAGAAUGUUACGGCAAGGGAGGCUUUCAUCCACGUAGAUAGAAGCCUACUAGACCUCAGGAAACAUGCAGGGCUUUCCCCCACACAGAGGCCAUUUCCACGAUAUUUCUGCAUGAAUAUAUACUUAACGAAAUAGUGCAAGGAGCGUUCUCUUUCGCAUAAUAGACACUGAGCAAGAGACGUAGGUAUUAAACACAGAUUAUAUGUCAGCUGCAAAACCAAAUUAUACCAAGUUAUAAAAAUUGAAGCUCGAACGAGAACAAAGGCUUGUCAGGACUUCAGCUGUCUACUAUUGCGUGGACUUUCAACGUGGAAUAGCUCUGUAGCGAAAUUUAAAGGCAUCCCGCAAUCCCAGAAAAAUUAUGCGUGCUAGUUGUUUUAACUCUUUCGCGUUUGAAUUCAUGCCUAACAGUGCAUUCUUCCAGACCUGAAAGCUAGGGAGCUUCAUAAAGACUUACACGGAUUGUUACCUAGUUAAAAAGUGUUGCCUGUUGUCGUUCGGCGAAAAAUUCUCUCAUGCAACUUGUUUUCCGUCGUCGAAACAUCGACCCUCGACACAGUCCAUGUAAAGAUACGCCUUUGGCCAACGUAGCCUCCUCCAAUUGUUGGCGCAAAUGACACCUCCUAGGGACCACUCCAUCCUUGUUGGCACAUUUCAGUUGGUGUAUUUAGGAGGGCUUAAGAGAGACCACGAGCCUCACCGAACACCAAGUGGCCACCUCUUUUCAGGCUUUCGCUACGUGAUACUAGGAUUCCCCAUGUGCCUCACACUAGACUCACAACUACACAUCGUUACCAGCUCUGCCAUGUUUUUAUGUCACAGCAGUGUUGCAUGCGAUGUUUUAUUUUUUUUUUCUUUUAGGCCACUAGCAUUUCUACUAAUGACUUCAUCAUGAUGCCUCAAGUGUUGAAACCAGUCUCUGGUCAUCUGCUGUCAGAUUCAGGGUCAAUUCUCGCCAUUACAGUUGGGCACAUCCCAUAUUGAAGGCAUUGAACUUAAGUAAUGUCGACUCCUGUCAAUUCAACAUUCUUGGAGGCCACAUGGUUACGCUUAAAAUAUCUGAAUACGGUGCCCUCCGAGGAGUAAUUGGGGGCUCCAGCAUGCCUGCAGUGUCAUUUGUCAUGAUUAUGUAAAUGAUCGUGCAUAACUUGCGAAUUUUCUACAAGACACGGCACAUAAACAACACUUGCCUUUGGCUGGAUCACUGGCACCACCUUGCAGACAAGCCAUCCUUCGUACACAGCAACCCUAGUAUUGCAGCUGAGCCCAUCAAUGAACACGGUGAUUUCAGUGUUGAACAUGAACACAUUAUUGAUUGGGCAAUUUUCUUAUAUUCGCAGAAAAUGAUGUCAAUGAUGUCUUAGAUUAGGAAACAUUGAUAUAAGCAAAAUAUACAAUAAUCCAAGCAGCAUAUCUUAAAUUCACAAUAAAUUAAGUAAAAAAUUAGGUAAUUUACAUAUAAAUUGAAAACUUACAAGGCCAAGCAGCAUGCCAAAUACUGUUCAGAUCAGCGGGUACUUCUGAACUAUGAAGUACAUUGCGAAGUAAACCUUUCAGGGUAUGCCGAUUUCGCCAAACAAAAUGACACCUCAGUGCUUUUGAUGACAAUUUCUUUCUGGCACUCCUUGCAUUGGCUAUACCUUUAACCUAUUACUCUUUCGCUCCAAACGGACAGAGUUGAUGCGAAAGAAAAAUCUAGAUGCCAAGCACAAUGCAUGAAAGUUCGCUUUACAAAGACCUUUUCACACAGCUCAUUGCUAUGCAACACUGGUGUUUGAAGUGUCGUGAGUUGUGCGCGCCGAGCACACACGCCUCGUGAUGUCUCACGGGUGCUCGAAUCGCAUUUUGAGUGUUGCAACGCUGUUGUAGCCGAACCUCAACAUCUUCGAAUGAACUCCUCUUUGAAAUCGCUUUGUCGUAGCCCCUCGUUUGUACAUAGUGUUCACUGCCUACGUUCCCGAACUGUGAUGUUGCUAAAAUGUGUGCUGUCUUGCUGGAACUAAAAAGCGCUUGACAUUUGUCGCGAGCCAUCAUUUGUAAAUAAGCAACCCCACCUUGCAAGUCCAGCAGCUUAGUAAAACUGGGAAACAGUUGAUGGACGGUGUUUGCUUUUCACUCAAAUUCCAAUGAGUGGUGCUGUUCAAAUGAAAAAAAAAGAAAGAAGACGACUUUUCACGGUUUGUUUCUCAAACAAUAGGGUAGUGAACUACCAGAACACCAUGCAUGUAGGUUAAUUCUACUAUGAAUAUUGUUGUGACGGGACAUAGCUAGUCUGCGAAACGCAUAUUGUGACUGCCUUGUUUGUUGAUAUCCGUCACUUGGUGUCUAGACAGUGAAUUUUAGUUGCGCUACUUGAAUGUUGAGACUGUCCAAAGUGUUCAAGUAGUGUGUAUGACACUUGCCUUUGUACAACUUGGAGGCUGCAGUCCGACUUCCAUCCCCUCGGAGACCCUCCGGAAGCGCGAUCCGACUGGCUGGCAUGGCAGAGGCAAGAGAGCCCAUUCAUGACACACCGCAAAAAGCAUACAAGCAUCGACGUCGAGCCAUCUCACCCCGCUUUCAGUAGCCAUCUCUCUGCAAUACAAUAGUUCUGCUGACCAAUUGGACAACUCCUCUCCAUUAAUGCAAUGAAAUUUUGUAAAGCAGAAUAGAACGAAGUUAGACGUAACGGUUCUAGAAUUAUUUUUGCAUAAGUUUUUCGCAUGCAGUCAUAGCAGCCUUUUUUAACAAGUUAAUGUUCACAGGAUGAUGAAUUCACUGAGAUAACUUGAAACAAGAAAUUUAAUUCAGUGGAUCCAUUGUUUUAAAAAGCCUUCUCUCACAACCCUCAUUGUUUUGACAUUUUUGACCAUUGUUUUGACAAGCCUUCCUCUUUCAUGACCCUGAUGAACCUGUCAUAACAUUGCCUCCAGAGGCAACCCUUGACCAAACAUUACCCAUACCGUUCUGGUGCAGCAUGUUGUUGCACAAGUAAGGUCUCUUAGGCACUUCCAUGUAAGUGGUACGUACGUAGCAUCUGAGAUUAACAUUUAUUAACCCACUGGAUGCCAAAACCAGCAAAGUGUAGGGUGCAAAAAAAAGGGCGAUGGUGCUGAAGCCACCGAUUCAGUGGGCAGAAAGCGCUCUUGGAUUGAGAAGUUAUUCGUAGAUGGCACAACAGCAAACAUAGACAGGAUGAGCUAGAAAUGUCAAUAGUACUAGGCAAAUUACAUAGUUAAUUUUUUUAAAAACCUUGUGAAUGUAAUUCAACACGAAUGCAAAUUGAAACAGUGCUAUGAGAAUUUCCCAUGUUAGAUCAUUCCUGUGAGCCCCAUAAUAUAUCCAUUAUGCCGUUUUGAAGUUCAGUACAAAAAUAAAACAAAAGUGAAAGUAUGGAGAGAAGAGGGAUAAGUAUUAGUGAAAGGCACAGUACAGCUUUCCAUCUGCCCAAAUGUUUCAAACUAGCCCACAGAAAAAUGAAUCUGACAGCUAUGGUUCUGAAUUGAAACACGCUUCUUAUGGCAAAAAAAAAUAAUAAAUUCUUCGCCACUUCAACAAUUUAAGGUUGUAGAAAAUUGGAUUACACAAUAGUGGAUGGAAGAAUAGUGCAUGUAGAAGGCAGAAAAAUAAAUAAAUAAUCUAGAGAAUGGGAAAUGUCAUGUGUGGUAGCCAACGGGUCAACAGAUCCUACAUUUUUUGUAGGGUGUGGCAAUAACCAGUGAAAACACAAAGUUUGCAGGAUAUGCCAGUGCAUGCAAGUCGCCUCUCGUUACAUUACUUUUGUAGUGAUUCAGCUACCAGCACUGACCUCCGGUUGCCUCCAGGAGUUGGAGAUCGGAACACUGAUUCCAAAACGUCCAUGCAUAUUCCAAAAUGGUCUGGAUUCGGUAUGGCUUAGCUGCACAGACUAGCCUUGUGUCACACUGACACGAACCACGCAAAAGCUAGACUUGUAGUUUCAAACCUAAACUGUGUCGAAAGACGACCGCAUGAUUGUGCAGCAGCUGUUUAACGCCCACAUGUACAUGCCAACAUAAUUGAAGUGCUUCAAAGGAACAUGAGGCAAGGUGACCAGAUUCUUCUCAUAAACAAGAAACCCCAUACCUCCACCCCAUCCCCCCCCCAUAUCUGCAAGGAAAAAAGUGUCAUCAGUAUUAAGAUUUCUAAUGAGUGCACAUGUAGCAUACUAUGGUAAGCACAUUCGGGUAUGCGAGAUGCAGAGUUCUGUACAGGCGUUUCAAGUCUUCGCGUACCCUUUUCCAGUGCCGUCAUGUUGCUUCACAUAAAUCUCGCUCAACCAGCUUUUCUCUACACAAAAACCGCGUAAUGAAAAGGGUCACCCGCCACCGUCAACUUGCCUUACUGCCUUUAGCCUGUUCGCCACGUGUCUCGCAAAGCUGGCAAUCGCCGUUUGCGAGCCCUUUUCCCCGAUUGUUUCAAUGCUCCCUGCUUAUCGGCAGAGACGUUCAGUUGCACGCCGAGAGACAGCACCCGGCCGGGUGCAAGAAUUCCUGCGCAACACCGGACAGCCUUUCCGCGGAAGUGUACACUACUUGUCGAGAAGCGACGUCGUCAAUCGAGCCUGCAGUUCUGCGAGGGUCACGGCGAAAGCAAGUGUCGAAUGUAAUUGAAAAUAGUCGACACGACUGUUUCGCUGCCCUUGAUGGUAGCAGUGACCCGAAUGUUGAAAGACGUGUCUGAAGGUGCGACUCGCUCUGUGGCAGAGGCGAGUAAGCUGUGAUCCUGUUAACUCAAACGAGAGAUGUGUCGCUGGGGGAACAAGUCUUUUCUUUCUUUUUGUUAUGUCAUUAUUAAAAUAACAAAUUCCGCAAGCUCA